AGCUUUCCAGAUAGCAGCGGGAAGCAAAAGUAAUCCUCGUUUGUACAGACACUACUCGGGCAUCUGUUCAAUGCGCCGGCCGUGUGUCUUGUUGUCAUCUUUGCCUGCUCUGCUCUGCGCCGCAUGACAUGGCCUCGAACGGACAGCUACUUGCGCUGCACAACUACUACGGGACAACCGGCUAUGUCUCGCAGCCACCGCUGGCCGCGUCCAGGCCCAAGCUGCAGACGGCAGAGCGAGAUUUGGCAUCUCUAACGCUCCUCGACGCCCUCGACCGCGACGAGCGCCCUUCAUUCGCAAUCGAAACCUGUCCGUACCUGCGCCGCGACGAAACCCUCGACCUCAUAUAUGCGAACACGGCGCUGCACGCCGUCGGCGGACUGCUGGCCAAGGUAUCGGGCAACGAUGCGACGAGCCUGUUCACGCAAAGCUCGGCACCGCAACUUGCCUUCAGAGAUUGGGUUCGCGGCUAUGUGAACGAGGACGAUCUACAACGGCGCGGCAACGCGUAUACAUUCGAAGGCCAUACAUGGAGCGCCAUAACCCUAGGGCGAUACAAGAUCGUUAGCGGAGUGCCGACGCGGUUGCUGUGGGUUGACGCUGCACCGGGAGGAAAGAGCCACCGCACCAUCAUGCGCGAGCGGAAGGCGCCUCGAGGCAAACCUCGCGCCGACGCUCUACCUAUGAAACCCCAGCUGUCGCUCGCCCACGCACCCCAAAUGUCCGAGCCCAGCACCAGCUCUUCUCCGGACUCAUCCGCAAUCAACAACACGUCCUUUGACUGUACUUCUGAUGUAGUCACGGGCGUGGUGAGAGCCAGCCCGCACAUCGAUUACUUCCGCAGUGUCGACUGGGCCAAGACGCCGUUGGGACCAAUGACUUCAUGGCCCUGUGAUUUGCGUUGUAUAGCCAACACAGUAUUGAGCAACAACGUACCUGCUGUCAUGUUCUGGGGUGACGAACUUAUCAUGCUAUACAACGAGCCGUAUGUUCAGCUGCUUGGCAGCCUCCAUCCCUGCAUGGGCGAAAGUGUUUGUAUCAAGGCACCCGAUCACUGGACUUCUUUCCAACCCAUGGUCGACCACAUCAAAGCCACUGGCGAAUCCGUAGCCGAACCCGAUAUGCUCCUCUUCAUAGAGAGGGACAGCCUUCUCGAAGAGACGCACUGGUCCUUCCAAUUCGUACCUAUAUUGAACAGCCAUGGCCAAGUGACAGCCUACUACCAGACCUUUUACGAAGUUUCCAACCAUCGUAUCCUCGAACGCCGCGUCUCAAGUUUGGUGGCCAUGGGUACCCAAAGCGCAAAUGCGAGAGAUUUCCCAUCGUUUUGGGAUACUACGUUGCGCUCUCUAAGCUUGAAUGACAAGGAUGUACCGUUUGCCCUAUUGUAUGCUGCUGAGCGACAUGUUAGCGCUCAAAUACCCUCAAUGUCAUCACCGGGCAGCAUCCCCCCGCUGGAAGGUUGCAUCCUCAAGGGUACCAUUGGCGUGCCUGUCGGCCACCCUAUCGCCCCUGCGACUGUCAAUAUCAACCAGGACUCGUACAUUCUCCACGCAUUUCUGAGUCGGGCUGCCAAAUCUGGGAAAGCUACUGUUGUUCAUCUCAAUGACCUUCCUGCACCAACAACGGCAUUGGAAGGCAUUGACUGGAGAGGGUAUGGUGAUCCUUGUCGUACAUUGGUCAUAUGUCCUAUCAUUCCAACGACAGGAAAUCAAGUAGAAGGCUUUCUCAUAAUUGGCGUCAACCCCCGCCGACCCUUCGAUGAUGAGUACCAGCAAUACCUGCAGGUCAUGGUGCGAUUGCUCGCCACAUCUCUUGCGUCCAUUGUUCUUUUCGAGGACGAGGUCCGCCAAAGAGAAAACGCUAUCAUCCAAGCUGCUCAGAUUCAAGAACACCUCAUGGCUGAGAUUCAACUCAAAGAGAGUAAAUUUCAGCGCUUCGCUGAACGAUCUGACGUAGGCAUCUUCAUCAUCGAUCCAAUAGGCACCUAUACCUAUCGAAACCAACGCUGGUACGAUAUGUUUGAAGUUGCAUCUUCUGACACCAACGCCACAGAAGCCUGGUACCGGAUCGCUUUCGCCGAGGAUGUGGCUUACUGCCAAUCUAUAUUCUCGAAGCUCGUCACCAACCAUGAAUCUGUUUGCUUCGAAUUACGUACGAGGAUGCCAUGGGUGCCGCCAUCGGAGUCCAACGAGCUACAAUCUGAAGACACUCAGCACUUCAAAUGGAUUUUAUGCUCAGCCUACCCUGAACUGAGUCCGAAUGGUGAGCUUGUAGAAAUCGUUGGAAAUGUCACAGAUAUAUCAAAGCAGAAGUGGGCCGAAGGUAUCCAGAAGAUUCGCACCGACAGUGCGCUCCAAGGGAAACAGCACCUGGAGCACUUUUUAGACACAACGAGUCAUGAGAUGCGAAACCCUCUCAGCGCCAUCAUGCAGUGUGCGGAUUCCAUUACAUCCUCUUAUCCUCAAGACGAUCGCAAUGGCGAACAAAAUAUUACACCAACUGAAUGGUCAGCUUUCAUAGCCUCCACCCUGGACGCUGCUCAGACUAUAGGAGUUUGCGCGACCCACAUGAAGCAUAUCGUCGAUGACAUUCUCACUAUUUCUAAACUCGAUUCCGGUCUUCUAGACAUGACACCGGUGAUUGCGCAGCCCGAAAGCGUGGCGAAGCAUGCAGUAAAGAUGUUCUCUGCGGAAGCAAGAGCUGCCGGCAUCGACCUUGUGUUGGUCGUGGAUAAAUCGUACCGGGACAUGGACAUCGAUUGGGCGUCUCUGGACCCAACGAGGGUGCUGCAGAUUCUUAUCAACCUACUCACAAACGCCAUUAAAUUCACACGCUUGGAAUCAACUAAGCGAGUUACGGUCACCCUCACCGCAAGUGCAACCGAGCCCGCCUCGUCGCCAGCAGGGAUACAGUUCAACGAUGAGAGACUGGUAGGACAGGACUCUCAUUUGGAAGAUGACUGGAAAAACGUGCAAGAGCUAUUUUAUCUCCAAUUCUCUGUUACUGAUACUGGUCGCGGUCUUUCUGAUGAAGAAAAACGCAGCCUCUUCACCCGCUUCUCGCAAGCCUCACCUCGCACGCACAUCCACUACGGUGGAUCGGGCCUUGGGCUAUUCAUAUCGCGCCGUCUGACCGAACUGCAGGGCGGUUCGAUCGGUGUCGCCAGCGAAUCUGGAAGAGGUAGCACGUUCUCCUUCUACAUCAAAUCACGUCGAGCCAGACCAGUGAUGGCGCGGAAAGGCAGUUUACCCCAUGUUUUCCCUGAAGAUAUCAAACACAGACAGCCAAUACCGCUCGUAAGCCUGGCACGUCCGUCUCCUCCUGUGUGCAAACCCGCAAGCGAGACUGGUCCACGAUCUGACUCUGCGAGCCCAAAAGCACGACGCCGAUCGAUACAGUCAAGAUCAUCGCAGACUGAACACUCUCAUGUUCGCCCCGAAGCUCUUGGGCUACCAGAAGGUCCUAACCUACAAGAAUUGAAGCGCACAAAAAGUAUACCAGAUACGCUUCACGUUCUUGUAGUAGAAGACAAUCUUAUCAAUCAGCGUGUUCUCGCCAAACAACUGCGCAAUCUAGGAUGCAUUGUCAGCGUCGCCAACCAUGGUCAGGAAGCCCUUGACUUCCUGCCAAAGACCACACUUUGGAACAACGAUCACCCCAUGUCGGAUUCGAUUGCACUAAAGGAAAUAUACCACAUCCCAUCCACAGAGCCUAUACCUAGUGGUCACAACGAUGCCUUACCUGUCGAACUGAACCUUAUCCUCAUGGAUUGGGAGAUGCCUAUCAUGAACGGGCUGACGGCUGUUGCGGAGAUACGAAAACUUGAGGAACAAGGUUUGUUGAGGGAGAGGGUACCUAUCAUCGGGGUUACAGCGAAUGUACGCCAACAACAGAUCGAUCAGGCCAUGGCUACAGGCAUGGACGAUGUUGUUGGUAAACCCUUCAGGGUUGCUGAAUUGCUAGUGCGGAUGAGGGGGAUCGUUGCAGGGAUGGGGCCCGAAGGCCCAAAUGGCAACGCGCAUAUGACGGAGGGGUAUGCGAGCUUCGGGUGAAGCAAGAGCGACCUGAUCUCAAUUCACAAAAGACGAAGUAGUGUUGACUAGCUGCGGAUUAGGGGCUCAGCCACCACUCUACCUGCAUUGAUCCCAAGGGAUCUUCGACUACCAUGGUGGCUUAUCAUGAUACCGGACCACUAGAGCUGCCCAAAAUCGCUCUAGUCGCCCGUAACAACUUUAGCCAGCUGUCUUCAUUA
Messenger RNA from Alternaria alternata, 4255 nucleotides. RefSeq lists its product as hypothetical. Gene Ontology annotation, molecular function: phosphorelay sensor kinase activity. The coding region runs from base 129 to 4055 and encodes 1308 amino acids. Lineage: Eukaryota; Fungi; Ascomycota; Dothideomycetes; Pleosporales; Pleosporaceae. Gene Ontology annotation, biological process: phosphorelay signal transduction system; phosphorylation. The record is from RefSeq and is a predicted model, not a curated record. The transcript is spliced from 3 exons.